This is a messenger RNA of Temnothorax curvispinosus, 2750 nucleotides long. RefSeq names its product alpha-N-acetylglucosaminidase (gene Naglu). The record is from RefSeq and is a predicted model, not a curated record. Lineage: Eukaryota; Metazoa; Arthropoda; Insecta; Hymenoptera; Formicidae. Bases 362 to 2671 code for a protein of 769 amino acids. The transcript is spliced from 14 exons.
GCAACGUGCCGUCUUUCCGUCAAGAUGCAAAACAUCCUUAGCAACGAGCUGUAUUGAUUUUAAACAACAAUUGACGGAUUUUGUCUUGAGCUGCUGGACCGUUCAAACAUGUGUCCGCGCUCUUCUGUAUCGCGACGAUAAUAAACGCUGAGUUAAACCGCAGUGUUUCCUUUAUUUCCGCGAGCGUCGGGAGUGCGAGCGCGUGAGUGUCUGUGUGUGAUUGAGCGACGUGGCCAGCGCAACAAUAAUAUAUAUAUAUAUAUAUAUAUAUAUAUGUAUAUAUAUAUGCGAAACGCACAAUUGCUCUGUGUCCCUACUUCUAUACGUCAGUCGAUAUACUGAGUUACUGAGGUUCAUCAAGAUGGGUAUCACAACAUCGUGGUUUCGAUUAUUUAUAAUAAUAUUUGGAUUGCUUGUACUGUCCUGUCAAUGUCGCAACUUGGACAUGUUUCAGGAUACUUUGGGGCAUAUAAAAUCACGUACGUCGCCAGAAAUUCAAGCAAAAGCAGCUAAAGAUGUCGCGGAAAGACUGCUGGGCAAAGAGAUAUCUAAAAUGUUUAUUAUGAUGCUGGAUACCGAUUUGGGACCUGUUGGCAAAGAUACUUUCAAGAUAACAAAAAAUCCUCUAGGUGAGAUCGAAAUUCGCGGUACUUCUGGGGUGGCGAUCACAUGGGGUUUGCAUCAUUACUUGAAAAACUAUUGCAAUGUUCAUAUAUCAUGGGACGGUACGCAAAUUGCGCUGCCAAACACCCUGCCGGAAGUUUACAUUAAAGUUAUAUCGAACGAUAGAUUCAGAUAUUAUCAGAACGUGUGCACUGUGGGUUAUAGUUCAGCCUGGUGGCAGUGGCAACAAUGGGAAAGAAACAUCGAUUGGAUGGCCCUUAAUGGGAUUAAUCUUGCCCUCGCUUUUACCGCGCAAGAGGCGAUCUGGCAAAGACUCUAUCAAGAAUUGAAUCUGACGAAAGAGGAGAUCGACGAGCACUUGGGCGGACCUGCUUUCUUACCCUGGGCAAGGAUGGGCAAUAUUCGUGGUUUUGGUGGACCGUUAUCAUCAAAUUGGCAUAAUCACACCAUACGUCUGCAGCACCAGAUUCUUCGGAGAAUGAGAGAUCUCGGAAUCGUUCCAGUAUUACCGGCAUUCGCCGGUCAUGUACCGCGAGGUUUUGCCAGACUUUUUCCAAAUGCUAAUAUGACGAAGAUCGACCCAUGGAAUAAAUUUGAAGACAAAUAUUGCUGUCCUUAUUUGUUAGAACCGACGGAUCCGCUAUUUCGUAUGAUCGGAGAAAGAUUCCUUCGAAUGUACAUUGACGAGUUUGGUACUGAUCAUAUUUAUAAUUGCGAUACUUUUAACGAAAACGAACCCAGCAACAAUGAACUUAUCUAUUUGAGAAACGUCGGCUACUCGGUUUUCUCGGCCAUGAACGCGGUUGACUCUAAAGCGAUAUGGUUAAUGCAAGCUUGGUUGUUCGUGCAUGACAUUACGUUUUGGACCAAGUCCAGAGUGAGAGCUUUCCUGACCUCGGUACCCACGGGACGAAUGUUGGUAUUAGAUCUACAAUCGGAACAGUUCCCACAAUACGGCCGAUUAAAAUCAUACUACGGUCAACCAUUUAUUUGGUGCAUGCUGCAUAAUUUCGGCGGCACCUUGGGAAUGUUUGGCUCCGCGCAGAUCAUUAAUCAGCGCACGUUCGAGGGUAGAAACAUGAAUGGCAGUACCAUGGUGGGUACCGGUCUGACACCCGAGGGUAUCAAUCAGAACUAUGUAAUUUACGAACUGAUGAACGAAAUGGCGUAUCGUCACGCGCCCGUCGACCUCGACAAUUGGUUCGAAAGUUACGCUACUCGAAGAUACGGCGCAUGGAAUGAAUAUGCGGUGGCUGCUUGGCGACACCUCGGCAGAACAGUUUAUAAUUUUAUCGGCACGCAAAAAAUCAGAGGGCAUUACGUUAUUACCAGACGGCCGAGUUUAAAUAUUUCAUCAUGGAUCUGGUAUGAUCGGAAAAAUUUUUAUUCUAUGUGGAACGUAUUUCUAAAAGCGAGAUAUGGUAGAGGGAAUAACACUCUCUACAGGCAUGACGUGGUUGAUAUAACCAGACAAGCUCUCCAACUAAUGGCCGACGAUAUCUACGUGACUAUAUUAGACUGCUAUAACAAAAAGAAUAUCACUGCUUUUCGAUCGUCCGCGAACGCUCUGUUGGAAUUGUUCGACGAUCUCGAAUCUAUUCUGGCGUCAGGAAGUAACUUCUUGCUGGGCACCUGGCUAGCCCAGGCAAAAGAUAUGGCCGUCGACGAAGAGGAGAGACGAUCUUAUGAAUAUAAUGCAAGAAAUCAGAUUACCUUGUGGGGCCCAAAUGGCGAGAUCAGAGACUACGCCAACAAGCAAUGGUCGGGAGUGAUGGCAGACUACUUUAAGCCUAGAUGGGAGCUUUUCCUAAAAGCCCUCGAGAAAUCACUGGUCCAAAGAACCGAACUCAAUCUCACUGAGAUUAACGACAGAAUAUUUCACGAAAUCGAACAGCCUUUCACUUUUUCCACGAAGGUUUAUCCGAUAGAGACAAAAGGCGAUACUAUUGACAUAGCAAUGAAAAUAAUUUCCAAGUGGUUCAAAGGAGAAUCAGCAUCAUCAUCAUUAUCAUCAUCAUUAAAAUCAUCAAGUAUAAAGACAUGCUAAAAAGAGAUCUUUUUUCUUUUUUUAUCUAAAUAAGAUAAAAAUUAUAUUUCAAAAAAUAUAUCCAACGACAUAUAAUAUA